AUGACUACUCCGCACGAAGAAAAUCAAUACCUCGACCUUAUUCGAGACAUCUUCGAUCACGGAGAGCAACGACCAGAUCGGACAGGCACAGGAACAUUAUCCAUCUUCGCACCGCGACCAUUCAAAUUCAAACUCAACGAUAACGGACGGCCAAUCUUACCUCUUCUCACCACAAAACGAGUCUUCCUCCGCGCCGUCAUCGCCGAACUCCUCUGGUUCAUCGAAGGGAACACAUCAUCAAUCGCACUCAAUGAAGUCGGGGUCAAGAUCUGGGACGGCAACGGCUCUCGCGAGUUUCUAGACAAUCUAGGUCUAACUCACCGUGAAGUUGGUGAUCUUGGGCCCGUCUACGGUUUUCAAUGGCGACACUUUGGCGCAGGUUAUAUAGAUGCAAAAGCGGAUUAUACGGGACAAGGGGUUGAUCAGAUUGCGGAUAUUAUACAUAAAUUGCGCACGAACCCGUAUGACCGUCGAAUGAUUCUUACGGCUUGGAAUCCGAAGGAUUUGCGUUUGAUGGUUCUCCCGCCUUGCCAUAUGUUUGCUCAGUUUUAUGUCUCGUUUCCCGGACAAGGGCUGGCGAAGAAUGGGACGACUGAAAAUAAACCAAAGGGUCACUUGCAUUGUCAAUUAUAUCAACGAUCUUGCGAUAUGGGGCUUGGGGUUCCAUUCAACAUCGCUAGUUAUGCGCUGCUUACGCAUAUGCUUGCUCAUGCUUGUGACCUUGUCCCGGGCAGUCUUACGCAUGUCAUGGGAGAUGCGCACGUUUACCUUGAUCACGUCGAUGCUCUGAAAGUACAGUUGGAGCGAGAGCCACGACCAUUCCCUGAGUUGGAAAUCACACAUGAAAAGGGUGGAAGUAUAGAUGGAUGGAAAGCGGAGGACUUUGUGGUCAAGGGAUACGAUCCUCACAAAGCCAUUGCAAUGAAUAUGUCUGUUUAG
Molecule: messenger RNA, 939 nt
Organism: Talaromyces stipitatus ATCC 10500
Lineage: Eukaryota; Fungi; Ascomycota; Eurotiomycetes; Eurotiales; Trichocomaceae
Product: thymidylate synthase
Exons: 2
Coding region: 1-939 (312 amino acids)
Biological process (GO): dTMP biosynthetic process
Cellular component (GO): cytosol; mitochondrion
Molecular function (GO): thymidylate synthase activity
Source: RefSeq, a predicted model, not a curated record